This is a messenger RNA of Callorhinchus milii (elephant shark), 1629 nucleotides long. It is a transcript of the gene adprm, whose product is annotated as ADP-ribose/CDP-alcohol diphosphatase, manganese-dependent. Gene Ontology annotation, molecular function: manganese ion binding; ADP-ribose diphosphatase activity; 2',3'-cyclic-nucleotide 2'-phosphodiesterase activity. Lineage: Eukaryota; Metazoa; Chordata; Chondrichthyes; Chimaeriformes; Callorhinchidae. Bases 84 to 1121 code for a protein of 345 amino acids. The transcript is spliced from 3 exons. The record is from RefSeq and is a predicted model, not a curated record.
CUCUCUCUGUCUCUCUCUCUCUGUCUCUGUCUCUGUCUCCGGUGACUGUCGCCGUGUGAUUUGCAGCCCCUGUGUUGGUGUAGAUGGUGCGUGUGGGGUGUGAGGCGCUGAGGAGAAUGACGGACCGAGCGCAGCGGAGCACAGAGCUCCUCUUCAGCUUCGGGGUGAUCGCGGACGUCCAAUACGCUGACACGGAGGACGGCUUUAACUACACGGGGACGAGGCAGCGCUACUACCGGAGCAGCCUGGACCUGCUGCGCAGCGCCAUCCGCGACUGGAACCGGGAAGCCCCUCCGCCCGUGUUCGUGCUGCAGCUCGGAGACAUCAUCGACGGCUGCAAUUCCCGGCAAAAGACCUCGGCCCGGGCGCUGCGGGCGGUGCUGGCGGAGCUGACACGGUGCCGGUGCCCGGUCCACCACGUCUGGGGCAACCACGAGUUCUACAACUUUGACAGGAACGAGCUGCUGACGUCCGCCCUCAACAGCAAACACCUGGGAGAGGACCCGACCUCGGGGGCCGCGGCCAACGACCCCGAGGGCUUCUACAGUUACCACUUCAGCCCUUUCCCCAAGUUCCGCUUCGUCCUGACCGACACGUACGACCUCAGUGUCCUGGGACGGCAGAACGGCAGCAAGAAACACCAGGAGGCACUUCAGACCUUGAGGGAGAAGAACAAAAACGAAAACCUCAACAGCCCGAUCGGCCUCGCGGAGCAGAACUUUGUGGAGUUCAACGGGGGAUUCAGUCGGGAGCAACUGGAGUGGUUAAACCAGGUGUUAACUUUCUCUGAUAACAACCAGGAAAAGGUGACGGUGGUCGGUCAUCUUCCCGUCCACCCGAACUCCACAGAUCCAAUCUGUGUGGCCUGGAACUAUGAGAAGAUACUGUCAGUACUGCACGCGCACCAGAGCGUGGUUUGUUUUAUAUCGGGCCACGACCACGACGGAGGGUACUUCCUGGAUGAGCACGGGAUACACCACCUCACGUUUGAAGGGGUGAUCGAAACCCCCCCGAACAGCCAGGCAUUUGGUACCAUCUACGCGCACGAAGACAGGAUGGUGCUAGUAGGAAGAGGCAGGGUUCCCAACAGGAUCCUGCACUACAGGAAGACUGGAGAUUAAUCUGGGGACGGUUGAUUCAUGUCAACACUUUUGUUAUUGUCAAGACUUGACAGUGCAGUGAUCUUAUAGAAUGGCAGAACAGGCUCGAGGGGCUGAAUGGCCUAUUCCUGUUCCUAGUGGUUUGCCGUGUGCCGCCUUCCAACCAAAUCUCGAAAUCAGUUGCCUCAGUUUGCUAAAUAAUUGCUUCCUGUUCUCUCCAUUAACACAACAACAAAUGACAUUUGUUCAGCACCUUUCACGUCAGGAGGACGCCCUAAGCUAAUAUGGCUGACACCUCACCUUGUGACCUUCCCGCUCUUGUCAGCAGCUACAACAAAGCUGAAAGUGUGGGUUGGUGGCUUGAGCUCACAACGGCAGUAAGACAGUUCCCUGAGGCACCUACAUCGAGAAGCUCGGAGCCCUUUCCUGCUCAGAAACUCCCAGGUUUUGUUGAGCUGAUUGACAUUCCCCCAAUAGUAGUGCCUUCCACUUGUAAAGUGAAUUGUCUAUAAUAUAAUAAAUAAUAAUC